Molecule: messenger RNA, 1509 nt
Organism: Lentinula edodes (shiitake mushroom)
Lineage: Eukaryota; Fungi; Basidiomycota; Agaricomycetes; Agaricales; Omphalotaceae
Exons: 3
Coding region: 1-1509 (502 amino acids)
Molecular function (GO): flavin adenine dinucleotide binding; N,N-dimethylaniline monooxygenase activity; NADP binding
Source: RefSeq, a predicted model, not a curated record
AUGGAACUCCCAGAUGUUCAGAUUGAAGACAUCGCAGUCUCUGCUCCUAAAAAAUUGUGCAUAAUUGGAGCUGGACCCGCGGGAUUAGCAGCAUUGAAGGUUAUUCUGGAUACUCCUCAAUACAAAAGCGAACGAUGGAUUCCUGUGGCCUACGAGGCCAGAGACCAAGUAGGUGGAGUCUGGCUCCCUGCAUUGCCUACGGCAGAUGACCCACCAGUUACCCCGCUGUAUGAUUCGCUCACCACUAAUCUCCCGCACCCUGUAAUGGCAUACACAAGCUUCCCAUUUCCCCCGGGAACCCCCGUGUUUCCUCGAGCACAUGUCGUGGAAACUUACCUAGAAUCGUAUGCGAAGAGAUUCAACUUAAUACCUCAUAUUCAGCUUGCUACCUCGGUGGACGCAGUAGAACGCUUAUUGGAUGGCCAAGAUCAAUGGAAAGUCAAACUUUCCACCGGUCAAAUCGAGGUUUUUGACUUCCUAGUCGUGUGUAAUGGUCAUUAUCGUGUACCACGCUACCCAGAUAUUCCUAGUCUCGCAAGUUGGCGGGCCUCGAAAAAAGCUAUGCACUCUGCUUGGUAUCGCCAUCCGAUACAAGACUAUGGAAAUAUUGUGCUUGUCAUCGGUGCUGGACCCAGUGGGCUUGAUAUAUCAUCUGAAAUGGCUGAAAAUGGUACUACCGUUAUACAUUCAGUUCGUGGAAGUUCGAGCGAAGAUCUUGGUAAUAUCAAACGUCGUGGCUCAGUCGUUGAAUUCAAGAACAACGGUGCGGUGCUAUUCGAAGAUGGAACGAUUGAGCAAGGCAUCACCUUCUGUAUCAUAGCUACAGGAUACGAGAUUGCCUUUCCUUUCCUUCCUGACCCCAGCAUCAUUCGGAAUACGUUACCACCCCCCAUUCCUCCCAUUCCAAAAUCACUUUACAACUCAACUUUCCACUUGUUUCCGUUGGCGAAACACAUCUUUCCACUGAGUUACCAGCACCCAACUAUCGCUUUCUUGGGGCUUCUAAUCCGGGUAGCGCCGUUCCCGCUCCUGGAGGCUCAGGCUAGGGCUACGGUCCAUGUCUUUGCAAACCCGUCCACGUUGGAUUUUACUCGGGAAGCAGUGGAUAUCAUGGCACGCUCUGCUAGCCUUUCCUCCGUAUUAGGGUCUGAAGAUCCUUUGGAAAUUGCUCAAUCCUGGCAUCGAUUCGAAGACCACGAACAAUUUGAUUAUCGAGAUGACUUGUACGAAUUUGCUGAUGCUUCGACCCAGGAAGGUACAAGCGGCAUCGAAGGAAGGAUUGUCGUCCCAGAUUGGGAGAAGAAGAUGUAUGAUGCCAAAGGAGUAUUGCGGCAGUUCUGGGUUUCAUUGGAAAAAAAGGGAUUGGCAGAAGAAUGGGUGAGAGGAGUAGGUAGGAAUGGCCUGCACGAAUGGGUAGAGCUUUUGGAGAGAAUGUUGAGAGAAGCAACGAAAGACACUGGGGAAAGUGCCAAAGGAGAGACCAUAGAGGCUGAUCAGUCGAAACUUUAA